AUGGGUAAAGGAUUGAAUUGUUUAAAAACUUCUACUACUCACACUACUACUACUACUACUACUACUACUACUACUAUUACUACUACUAUUAAUACUACUUAUAUACAGUACGAUUCAUCAAUAAAUUCUAUCUGUUCCCAAAAUUAUUCAACUGUCUAUUAUUUAUUCAAACCAAUUUAUUUAUUGAGUUACAUUCACUGA
Schistosoma turkestanicum is the source of this 201-nucleotide messenger RNA. The record is from the annotation of a GenBank genome assembly. NCBI's taxonomy places the organism in Eukaryota, Metazoa, Platyhelminthes, Trematoda, Strigeidida, Schistosomatidae.